AUGUCUCAAACAAGUACAAUUUUGGUUUUGUUUCUUUUCUUUCUCUGUAAUGAAUAUUCUCAUGCAGUAAACCGAACUUAUUUAAUCAAAAAAGAUUUAAUUAGUGGUUUGAAAGGUGGAGAAUUUACAAUUUAUGAUACCCAAGGUAAAAAUGCUUUAUUUCGAAUGGAAUCGAAAUUCGGUGCGACACAUAAUGUGAAAUUAUUUCAAGGUUUAACAAAAAAAAAUCCUAUUGGUUUAUUAAAAGCAAAGAUUAGUGUUGUUUUAUACAAAGGAACCAUUGCGAUUCUUAAUAAAAAUCUAAAUCAAUGGAAAAAUGGAACAAUCAAUCAAAAUUAUAAAAUUGUUGGAAAUAAAUUCACUUUAAAUUAUAAUUCAAUUGAUUUAACAAUGGAAGGAAAAGCAGCGUCAUUAAAUACAACUUUUAUUGAUCAAUCAAAUAAAGAAAUUUUAGCAAAAUUUCAUAAAAGAAUUUCAUCAUUGUUUUGGAAAAAUAAAUAUGAUUUACAAGUUUUAUCAAAUAAAAUUCCUGAUGAAUUUUAUUUCUUAGCAAUUGCUGCAAGAGAUCAUACAAAUAAAAAGAUUCAUUCCGGUUAA
Molecule: messenger RNA, 597 nt
Organism: Adineta ricciae
Lineage: Eukaryota; Metazoa; Rotifera; Eurotatoria; Adinetida; Adinetidae
Source: the annotation of a GenBank genome assembly